Molecule: messenger RNA, 957 nt
Organism: Lithohypha guttulata
Lineage: Eukaryota; Fungi; Ascomycota; Eurotiomycetes; Chaetothyriales; Trichomeriaceae
Exons: 2
Coding region: 1-957 (318 amino acids)
Molecular function (GO): riboflavin reductase (NADPH) activity; biliverdin reductase [NAD(P)H] activity
Source: RefSeq, a predicted model, not a curated record
AUGUCUGGCCACCCUUUGAACAUUGGAAUCAUCGGACCAGCCGGCUUCACUGGAUCUUACCUAUGCCUAGAACUCAUCAAUCGAGGCCAUACGGUGAUUGGGAUUUCAAGGAAUCCACAUACUCUCGGACAGCACGAAAGAUACCUGGCCAGAGCCGCAGACGUCAAUAGUCUAAGCAUCGAGUCCUUGGCACGGACGUUCAAAGAUGUUGACGUCCUGAUUAAUGCUUAUGGACCACACUCAGCUGGUCAUGAAGCUCUGAAGUAUAUGCCUUUCUUGGAGGUCACUCGAAAGAUCAUUCUAGCAGCGCGACAUGCCAACGUCGGCUAUUUUGUCAUGGUAGGAGGCUGUGGCAGCCUGUAUAUGCCAGGAAUUGGUUUCCAGUCUGUGUUGGAGAACAAGCCAUGGUGGAUUUCUUAUCGAAGAGCCAUCGCAGAUAGUGAAGCCCAUACAAGCUAUAUGGAAGAGAGACUUGGCCCUAUGGGCUCGGCUCUUCGCGCUUACAGAAAUGCAAGAAUGGAGGAAAACCGUGGCCACGGGUCUGUCAAGUCACGAGAGGUCAUUGACAGCUACGAGCAGGCUGUUGUCAAGAACGAUGGUGCUCUUGUUUUUGUGACUGCUUGUCGCACAACUUUCAUGUUCUUCGAUGGCAAUACCUCUUUUCGGUGGACUUUCGUCUCACCUAGUGCUCUUUAUCGUCCAGGCAAAAGGACGGGACAUUAUCAAGUGUGGUAUGAUAGACUGCCUGUGCGUGGUGACGCAGAUGAUCCCACGAACCUCGACGGUCGACUGCUUGGUAUCUCUGCGGCGGACUUGGCUGUCGCUAUAGCGGACGAGGUGGAGAAGCCUACCAAAGUGGGCAGACACUGGAGUGCUUCGGGAGAUCUGUCUGACGAUACUCCUACAGCAAGCUAUGUGACGUUGUCCAGAGUGAGCACUCAAAAUUCCCACAUAUAA